This is a messenger RNA of Aplysia californica (California sea hare), 1449 nucleotides long. RefSeq names its product ATP-dependent RNA helicase dhx29. The transcript has 7 exons. The record is from RefSeq and is a predicted model, not a curated record. The coding region runs from base 553 to 1434 and encodes 293 amino acids. NCBI's taxonomy places the organism in Eukaryota, Metazoa, Mollusca, Gastropoda, Aplysiida, Aplysiidae.
CCCCCACUCUUUCUCUUAGGCUCUCAACUUGAACCCCCUCUCGCUAAAGAUUUACGGACACACCAAAGAGGUAAUGGGACACACUGAAGGAACAGUGAAUAGAUCAAGAUCUAUUGAACACUGAACUCAAGGUUUUGGGUGAAAUGGUUGACGGACGAUGAUCUCUGACCUAGCCUGGAUCUAGUACACGCAGUCUAAAAUGUAGAUUUGGGAAUGCCAAUUUGUACACUCAAGGCUAAAACGUCGUUUACUUUCAUUAGGUUUGAUCCAAUUGGUUAUAUGAUUUUUAAAAGAAAAAUAAACCCGAACUGAUUAUUAUGGUAUAAAAUAGAGUCUACUUAAUAAAAAAUAAAAAUGAAAAAUUUGGUUUUAGAAACAAUUUACAGAGGAACAAGCUAUCAGAGCUCAAGUUAAGCUCAUUCUUUUACAGCACUGGUAAAACUUGCCAGGUACAUCACUCCCGUUUCUCGUUUCUUUCUGCUUUCUGUUUGUUUCUUCACGCUGUCUGAGGCCUGGCUAGAUUUUCUAUUUGGGCACAGCCGGUAAAUCGUUAUGGGGAAAAGAAAAGUCCAAAACAAGCCGUCUCAAACGGCUCCAAGCGCAGAAGGGGGUGAAGAUAAAAAAGAAGAAUCGAAAACGAAAGGGAAAAAGACAUAUUCCUUACAGCAACAGAAAGGUGCUGCAGCCCAGAGUGGAGAUGCGGAGACAAGUGAACUUCCUAAGGUGCGUCUGCCAGACAAGCUGGAGAGUGCCCUGAUUGAGCAGAUCGGCGAGGAGCAGAGGUCACGACAAGGUCAGAGAGACGUGAGCAAACGGUUGACCUCCAAGAAACUCACUGAUGUGUACGACAGUUUGUUGGGCACUGGCUUCUCCCGCACCCAGGUGGAGGCCGCCAUGUCCAACUGCAUCAUGGGAGGAGGGGAUCUCAUCGACGCUCUCGACUGGCUUUGUCUCAACACUCAGAACGACCAGCUCCCCGCAGGCUUCUCUGAGACUCUUCAGAAGGAAGAGGAGAAGAGGAGGCCAAAGUUUGAUCUGUCGCUUCAUGAGGAGAAAGACCUGAGGCUGGUGGCUUCGCAGGACAGUGGGGGAGAGAAAGGAGAGACGUCUAGUGGUGGGAAAUCGACUCGGUCGGAGACACCCUCUGCCAAAACAGACAAAGGAGGAGGAGGCGGAGGAAUGAAAAACUGGAUCCUCCAGUACGCAGAACAAAGCUCGGAGGAGGAGGAGGAGGAGGAAGAUGAGGGAGGGGACGCGUCUUCCUUUAACCCGACAAAGCGUUAUGCUGACCUUCACCGUCAGCUACAGGAAGUGAAGAGCCAGGCAGCCAUUGCGAAGAGUUCUGGAGCCACAGAGAAGCAUAAGACUCUGUCAAAACAACUGAAAGAGAUGCACAUAGGUACAACACGGAUGAUGAUUUUUUCUUUCGUGUGAUUAUCACAGAAUCCG